CCAUGUUAUGUUGAAGUUGAGGUGUGGCGCCGUAUGAAAAGGUAAACACAUCUAGCCAUUCGUGAAAUUCUAGCUAAGAUUAUAAAUUCAUUUUCAAUGGACUUUUGCUUAGGUUCCCAAAUAUUUAUUUUAAUCCCUGUAAGACAGGAAAAACGCCGGCACAAGUUAUAGUCAAAUGCCAUUUCAGCCAAAGCGAAGCUUGAUUGCUCCAAUAAGAUCCAGCACGAGAGGAUCCUAAUAAUUUAGCUUCGUUAGGGAAGCCUUCGCUCUUUCAGAAUCUCAGAAUCAAAAAAUUUAAAAGAAGGGUGCUGUCUCGCUAUAUUCUCUGACAGCUUUCGAUGUAAUAUUUGAUUAUAUCAAGCACAUUUGCCUUUAUGAUAUCUCGCAUAUUUUCAUGGUAAGCGACAGUUUAUAAUCUCUUGUUGUAACUGAUGUGGAGGUUUUGAGCAAAUGGAAUUAACAAAGAUUCGAAUAUUACGAAAGCCACUUUUUUAUGGAACAUACGCAUUAACAAUGCAUGUAUUUUUGCUAUUUCAUCAUUUUUAGCAACCUGGACAAUUCGGUAAAAAAGGCAAUGUUCCGAUUUUCCAGUGAGCUACAGAGAGUUUUUAAUCCAGUGAUUUCAUUUCCAACUUUAAAUUGCCAAACUAACCUUGUCUUAUCUGAACUUGUAAAAGCUAAAGUGGGCCAGCUGGUAAUGAGCUAAAAGUAGUGGCGACCGCCUCGAAUGGCCCAUAAGUUUUGAACUAGCUUUAAAGACUGGGUCGAGUGAAUGAGAUCGAGGUUGAUGGAUAAACUUUGCGCGCGCACCGAAGACAAAGCUGCAACAUUUUCGUAUUUUGUAAGCUUGUUUUCUUCCUCUAUUCCUUAAGCACGUCCAAAGCAGAAUAGCCAUAUGGUUCAAAAUGCUUCCCCUGUGAAAUUAACUGAAAACUGUGCUGUGCUAAAACCACUGGCGCCCGAACAACUGCAACUGACAAGCUGGGUUCGAUUUUUACGUUUUACAUUUAAGACUCAAGCAAUUAAAGUAUCGCGAAAUUAACCUGAAUAAAGUUUUUUUAAAGGAAAGACGAGCAAUUUGACCCUCCCUUCGAUGUAGAUAUCAAAGUUUUUCCGUGGGCCAAAGCUACUGGAACGUUUGUAGAAACGGUCCCUGUUCCAUUUGAAGAAGACGUUUUUUAACAACUCAGAAAUCUGGACAGAUAUGACAUUUGGAAAUUCUUUAGAUAUUCUUACCUUCCUUUUUUUCGGCGAUCCAAAGGGUUGUGAUUUCUUCAAUUCUUCUGUGAGAGGUUGCGACAAUAGUAAUUGCAUCUUGUUUUUUAAAAACAAGAUGUGUCAUUUCUUUUUUUUUCAAAAUGAUUAAGAUACAUUUUCUCUUCGACCGCGAGCUAAAUCCUACCACGAAACGUGUAAUUACUUUAAGUCUGUUUUAAUAAGACAAUAUAGGCAGAAAGAAAGAAACCCUCUUUAUUAAUGCGAUAUAUAAUCUCUUUCUAUCAGGAAUCUGUUUGAGUGUUUCACAUCAAAUAAAUUUUUCGUAAAAAACCGACAUUUUCUACUCCAGUAUUCCUCUUUUUCUACAAAUAAACAAAGUAGGUAGCGAAACUGUGGUUUUCUGUUGGUGGGGGGUACAAGAUGAUUUGGUUUCAAUAUCUGAUUUAAUAAUGUAAACCGGUGACUGUGAAGAGUUGCUAACGUUGACGUUUCGAGCGUUAGCCCUUCGUCAGAGCGAAGUUCGAUCGUUAUCAGUUACUCAGUAAUCAAGUGGCUUCGUAUUUUUCAUAAAUAAUUGAUUGCACAUGGUACAUUGGCGGAACGUCCUCGAUUUUGGUUAAGAGCACCCCAAGCUGUGGUAAAAUCAGGUGGAUAUUUUUUCUAGAAGCUCUCAUGAAGUUUAUGAUAAGCAGUCUGAGAUAAGAUUUUUCUUACCUUACAAUAUUUCUGACGAUAUGUUCCUCUAACAUCUGCAAAAUUGGUUUUCAUUUAUUGGUAUUAUCCUGCGUAAAAAAAAGUAUCUGAGUUUCUGUGGCACAAAUUUUGAAGGUUUGUACACUUCACUGUUUUCUCACAUAUUUUAAUUUCGGCGUAGGCAAGUCAUUGUCCUUUGCCAGGUUAACUAAGUGUUUGUUUGUUUUCGUUUUUUGCUUUGCGCAGUAGACUACGUUGAGAGAGAGAUAUUACCAGCUUUGGUUUGAUCUUUCAGCAUUCUAACCAAGUUUGAGAAAAAAGAAAUCAUUGAUUUAAUGCUGGUAAGGUAAUUAUAACAAUCCACCAACUUCUGGCGCGACUACAGGCCUGGUGAAAACAAGAAAGUUAACCCAAAUCGAUUCGUUGAAUUCCUUUGUUUGUAUUAUUUUUGGUUCCCACGGGUAAAGACAAUCAACCACGCGAAAAUAGUUUAAGUAUAUUUUUGGUGUAGAAUAAGUAAACUCGAACUGUAUAAUGUUUCCCCCAUCUAUUUUACUUUGAUUUUAUGUCGGUUUUAUCGUGUGUGUGUUUGAUAUUUGUACGUUUGGUAAGUUAUGUCCAAGAGAGCCACAUGAUCUCAAGCAAUGAAAAGCCGUAAUUUCUGUCAGGAAGAUCUCUUCCUUCUGUAGAAGAUGCUUCGAUCACUCUGCUCCGGUCAUGAUUUUCACAAAUAAUCAAUGUGCUAUCUAUUUACCAAUCCUAAUAUUGAACUUUAAAUUGGCAGCCGUAAAGCUGAAGUUUCGAGUGUUGGCUCGUCGUCAGAGCGAAGCCUCUGAGAAAUAAUGUUUUAAAGGAGACAAAACAAAACAAUCGGGAAUUUUAAUUAAACAAAAAAAGAAAGAAACGGUUUCCCUUCGACAACGAGGACCUAAAAAGACCUGUCUAUUUUUCAACCUAGUUAUUACCUACAGUUUCCUCUUCUUUUUAAAAUAUGGAUCGAAAAAACAGUCAGUUCGAGUUGUCACAAAAAUAUAUAUAUAUAUAUAUGAGAAAAAAAAACAACUGAUGAUGCCGUCUUGAUAACGAGUAUCCAGCGUGCUAAACAAAUGUAUACGGAAAAGAAAUGGAUUCACACAAAAACAAGUACACUCAUUUAAGGACUACUGAAUUGACAAUAUGUUUAUCUGGUGUUCGCUUCGAAGAAAGAAAAUUGUUUGAAAACCUCCCUGUUCGCUGUCCUUCUUAAAUAUAAAAAGUUUAACCUUUUAACUAAAAUCUGAUAUGCUCUAUCUUCAUGUGAAAGAUGAUGAGUAAAAAUGUCCGACGAUCGGCGCCCUUCUAAGUCGAUAAUCAAAAGGAACUUUUAAAUUUAGAGCGCGAAACAGAGGAAAAGUUCGACUGAACAUGUCUCAAUUCUUUAAAGGGCAGGAGCAAGGCAAACGAAUACAAAAUAGCCAAAAAAAUAAAACUUCAAUCAAUCUUUUGGAAGCGAGUGGAUCGUACUUCAACAGGGUGUGUCCAGCAUUUACUUCUUGUUCCAUUAGAAAAAGAAUAUAAGAAUCUGUCGAGAAAUGAAAGAAGCUGUUGGCUUUUUAGAGUUGGGAAUGCGAUGAAAGCUUACUUCUAAAAGUUAUCACAUCAAGAUGAGACACUCUCAUCAUUCUCGUCGUUGGUAGUAUACCAUUUCAUCAUAUUUCUGUAUUUCAAGAAAUUUAUCAAACCUUUCAACAAUUUUGUAUUUAGAAUAUACCUAGAAAGAUUACAAAAAAGAGGUAAAACAGACAACCAAGGUCAAACUGUUUUAUUAUUUGAAAUCGGCAUGCAUAAACCCUCUUUUUAUCAUUGGAAUGUUAUUCAUUCGAAUACAACAGAGCAAUCUAGUUUAUUCUUUGGUACGCAUUUGAGUUGGUCGAAAUGAAUUAUCGCAUUGCUAUGAUUUUGCAUACAGGGGGUCUGGAAAUAUAGCAAAACAGUGGGAGACAAGGCAGAAGUCAUUCGUGCACAAGAAAAAUAAUAAUAGCUUUCUGGUUUACUUGAAAGCAGCUUUCAAAGAAUAGUGAGAGCCACAGGUACGAGGGAAAUUAAACACGAAAUUCGUUGUUCUGUUGGAAGACGAAAUAAUUCACGAAUAUUUGGUACCUAAUCACAUUUGUUGACCGAUAGAUCAGUUCGUUUAUUUUCAAAUGUCUUUUUCGAUAUUAUGCAAUCCAUAUUCAAAUUUCACAGUAAAGAAAAAUUAGAUGCAGGUCACGAAACAGUAUGAAUAAUCUUUAAAAGUACAGGGCUUCAAAUGACUAUUCCCGGUUAUUAAAAUCCUUUAACUGUAAUGUUUUCUUGCGAAAUUUUUAUGACCUUAUUUAGAACAAAAAGCAAAAUUGUUGUUAGUUAUGUCGAUCUCGUGUUUUUGGUUUCCGUUUGAAAAUCAUUUUAAAGGCUUUUUCCGACUUAUAACAAUUGGUUCAUGUGACACAUUUCAGAAAUUUGGGACGUGUUUGGAAAUUAGAAACGCUUUUAAUGAUCCCGGUUAGGUUUUUAAAAUCCUAGACGAUCAGAAAUGUCUUGGUUUUCGUUUUCUCCUGCCUGCGCUUCCGUACAUUUACACUAAUCAUCAGCGUAUAUAAUUAGGAUGUAAGGCGCGCUCGCGUGACAGACAUAGAUUUGAUUACUUGAAGAAGCUAAGUUGUCAUAGAAGGUCUGUUCGUUUCAAGAUCAUGGAAAGCCCCGGGUCUUUUUAUCAUUUUAGGAUCGUUAAAUGGUAUGUCUCACUUUUAGUGAAUGAUUGAUACAUGCAAUCGACUGAUUUAUUUAUUGAUUUAUUUAUUUUUUAAGUUACAAACGAAGGAGCUGAAAACAUUUUUUUUCUGUGUUUCCUUUGCACGACUUACGCUUGUCUUUACUUGAGAAAUAUACGAGCGAUGAAAAUGAGACAGAUGCAAUGUAUUACGAAACCUCUCAUCGGAAUUACAGAUUUAUGACUUUUAGUGGAGAUUAUCAGCUUGGCGGAAGAUAUGCGGGAUACCUUUGAAAUAAAUUACUUAAGAUUGAAGUGAAGUGGAAACCUGACCUAACGCCAUUUAACAUCUUAUUAUUGUUUAAAAGCUGCGUUUCAGCCAUAACACGCAAACCAAUCUAUCUUGUUAAUUGUUUCAAAAGAGGAAAUUUUCUUAUUAUUAUUACUGAAUUUUUAUCUUGCACCCAAAUUGAAUCUGGUACUAGCGGAGUUUUUAAAGAAUAAACAUGGCUGAAAGAAAACUUAACUAGGUAUUGCGACAAGGGAACGUUUAUGUCAAUCGCAUGCAGGACCUCAACUCCAUUUCAAGCUAAACAAAAACAAUAACACCACGACGCUCAGCCGCGUCGCAAACAUCAGUUGUUCUAGUAAUCGUAGAAAAUCGUCAUCAUUUUUUAGCCAAGGAUACCGUGUUCUUUUUCUUCUUUGUUUUGUUUUGUAUUUUUGGUUUGCCAAAGAAGUAAUAAGGUAAACAAACAAACACGUUUCGAAGAAGAAGCAUCCAUGAUCGAAUAUUAAAGACGAAUUUCAAAAUGUUAAGUUACUCCUUUAAAAUUACAAAACACUUUAAGAGUUCUAUUGUCAUAUAUCCUUUUUAAUGACAGAGAGAGGCAUUUUAUGGCUUUUGAACCAAAUUUCUCGUCCAUAAGAAGUACUUAAGUUGAACUUCAAUUUACAAUCCGGUGGUCCUUCCUCAACCUCCUAUCUUUGAUGUGACAAGGGCUGUCUUCAACACUCAUUAGCCAGCAAUUUUCUGAAUAUAUUGGAUUUUUUAUUGCUCCUUUCCAAGAGUUCCUUUGUCAAAUAUGGUUGGUGAUCACGAUCACUAACUAGCUGCAGUAUUUCACUUUCCUGCGUGAUCUAAUGAGGAGUAUUUCUUUAGAACAGUAUGAAUGUCAGUAUACACGAAAAAGCUAAAGAUAGCGAACGGAAAACAAUAUUGUGAACAAAAAAAAGGCAAUUUCACUCGCCUUAAAUUACUCCACCUGCUUUAAUUUUCAUUUAUCUGUAUCCUGUGAAACAUUUUACUAAUUGUCGUUCGAGACAUUAUCAGUCAGACCGACAAAACAUUAAAUAGUUUGACUCCGCUUUCACUCAGUAAUUUGUUUCGCAUCGUGUUACAAAUUUGACUUCCAAAAAUAAAUGAGGGAAGGGACCGAGUGACGCCCAUUUCAUUAAUUUUUUACUUUUGAGCGCCUUAAGCUUAUUCAAAUAUCCCUUCUUAUCUAGUGAAUGAUUCAGGAUUGCAAACCAAGCUAUAAACACUUUUUCGUCAUUGAUGUAUUUCUCUUUAGCGUUAAAAACUAAAAGCUUUUUCUAAAUUAAUUCGAAACACUUCCUCUGUGACAAGCAGAGAUCGUGAGUUGUCAAAACUUUUGCGAAACCCCUAUAUACUUUAUCUAAGGUAUACUUGAUGAAACUUUGAUUAGGGGACAGGAGGUUGUUCUUAAUGAUGAUAACAUACAAAGCGGCUAACGUCUAAUUAAUUAAUCAACUAGGAAAUAGUGAAAGCACAUUUGUUUUCAUGUUUAACAUCUGUUCUCUGCUUGCUAGUUAAAGGAAGGGAACACGAAGAAAGCGCUGAAUAUUAUCCAACACCCGCCAUUGACAUUUGCCGAUUUUGUAAACUGAACAAGCCAUGUCUUUCAACAAUUCCACCGACGUCCCAAGUGGCAACUUUACCCAAACGAAUACUUUUACUGCAAGUGCUCUAGAGCCGCUCUGGUUGGUUGUGAUACGUCUUUCUGUUGAAGCAUUUAUUGCCUUGGCUGGUGUCAUUGGAAACUUAGCUGUGUGCUUUGCAAUAUCACAGCAUCGGUCACUGAAUACAGUUCCUACAAAUACGUACAUCAGAAAUGUAGCUGUUGGCGACUUAGCCUCCCUUCUUGUGUCUUUUCCUCUCGGAACAGUCACGGAACAUUUCGCCUACUGGCCACUUGGCGAAUUCGCAUGCCGAUAUAUUUUCCCGCUGAGCGACACCUUUUUCGGAGUGUCUAUUUGGUCAAUUACCGCCAUUGCCGUUGAAAGGCAUCGUAUACUGAACGCAAGGUUCCCCCAAAUGGCUUCCAGGUCAUUGGCAAAACCAAGAAUUGUAUGCGCUGUCAUUUGGAUCUUUUCAUUUCUUGGGAUUUCUUUGCCUCUGUUACUUGUAUUUGAUUACUACCAGCAAUCAGACGGGAUUUACUGUGUAGCAGUGUGGCCUAACAACGGGCUUAUUUACAUCUAUAGCAUCGCAAUGACCUUGUUCACCUAUGUUAUACCACUUUCCCUCAUCCUUAUGAGUUACUGUGCCAUCAAGCGCAAGCUGCGCAAGAGCGAAUCGUUCAACAUGGAAAUUGCAGAAAAUAGCUGCACGGGAAGCUUCAGAACCAGCCAAGUAAGCCUCGUGAAAACACGUAGUAAAAGAGUCAGUAAGAUCAUGACCCCAGUAGUUGUAGUUUUCGCAGUCACUGUUCUUCCACUCAGCAUUUUCCGAGUAAUUCCAAUCGAUUAUCACUUCAAAUAUCAAAAAUUUUCUUUCAUUUAUUAUAGGAUUUGCAUAUUUUUUUAUCUUUUCAAUUCUGCUUGUAACCCUUUCAUCUAUUCCCUCGUAAGCAGGAGGUUUCGUCAGUCAUUUAAGGAAAUGCUUUCUUAAACCUCAAUGAUUAGCAGUAAGUCACUUUUAGAGUUAGGUGGAAAAAGACAACACUUGUAGAUGUGGCUGUACUACCUGAAAAUAUUAUAGUUUAACCCUUGUAGACUAGCAGAUUGCAUAGUCGUUUUUCUACUGUCUUAAACUUAACAGUAAUUUGAGCUUUCGUGUUUCUCAAGCUUAAUUACCGUGGUAAGUCUAUGUUUGAUAGGUAAUAGGUGACAGCUUUGUGUUAAGGAGGGCUUUAAGAAUAGUCUGUCUGAAAAAUAAACCAUUUAAUCCAUAUUAUCUUGUCUAAUUUAAUGCAAAUGGUUCUGAUGUUGUUAUAGUUGAUAUUACAGUCAAACCUGUAUUUUAGGACAGCGCAUUAAGCGCCGCCGUAUUAAGCGAUCGGUUGUUAAACUCCCAUAUAUGUUUCCCCUUUGUUACUGUAAUUUUAACCCCUAAUUAGCGGUCACUUCUAUUAAUCUUUUACAGCCUAACAUCAGUAUGCAUAUUCUCCAUACUGUUCUUUAUACAUUUCCUAAGGUGCUGACAAGGAGAAUUUGUUCGUCGAUCUAAAGGUUCCUUCCCUGGUGACCAUUUCCUAUAUUCUCAUGACCUUAAUGUGUGAUUCAGGAGUGAUAUUGUUGUGAGAAAAUAGAUGCUAGUCACUCUUAGAGGUUAAAGGGUUAAGCGGUCGUGGUCACUCGUGACUGAGAUCCAAAGGCCUGUUUUUAUUGUCUUGUCACUUAAAGAAAAACUACUAAAAUAAAACUACAAAUAAUUUUUCAAGUAAAAUUUAAUCUGUUUAUCUCCAGAAAUAAAAAAUGCAGAGGUCAAUUAUGAUAAACUGGUGUUGUUUCUCUUUCUUUUUAAAUGACGCCUCUAUUCUGUACAACCUGUAUUAAGCAGUCACCCUGUCAUUUACCGUGGGUGACUACUUAAUACGGUUUCGAUUUUAUGAGUAAUUGUAGUAAAUAUAAUCUAUAAUCUAGAAAUUUUCAGACUAAUGAGUCAUGCUGACUUGCACACCGUAGAACUUUUCAGAACAUUUCAUAUAGUCACGCAU
Messenger RNA from Pocillopora meandrina, 8604 nucleotides. The record is from the annotation of a GenBank genome assembly. Lineage: Eukaryota; Metazoa; Cnidaria; Anthozoa; Scleractinia; Pocilloporidae.